AUGAAAGGGAAAAAGGAGGUAAAGAAACCCAAACAAGCGAAACCUUUAAAAGAGCUCCUCCCACCUGGAUUUACCAAACAGCCUAGAGAGCCUCUUCCUCUCUCAAUUCCAGACAGCCGCCCUGCAACUCAUCAAUAUGAAUUUCAAAUCCCAAGUUUAUGCCCAAACUGGCCAGGUGACGAUGCUGCUUUGAACCACGAUUUUGAGCUAAGUUCUGUAACUUUAUAUGAAGACGAUUUCGAGUAUGUUUUCCCUCCUUCAAUUUAUGAGUUCUGUCCAAGAGAAAAUGUGAUCAUGAAGUGGCCUGAAGAUAUUGUAGGGAUGAAUGAAAUUAUUCUUAAAAAGAAUUUUUUAAUAAAAAAAAUUUAAAAUAAAUAUAUUUAUAUAAACUUUUUAAAAAAAAUUGCCAUUUUAGUAUACUUCAAGAUUCAGCAAAAGAUUUAACCCAAAAAAGCAGGCAACCUCAGGCAUGGGUGGAUCAUUUUUCAGCAUGAGCAUUUCCCGACAACAAAAUAUCUCUGAAAUAGCUACAGAUGAAGCUGAAAAAGCUAUGGUUGUUGUAUCAUUCAUCGAAAGAGAUGAGACCCCAGAAGAGUUCGAAGCCAGAAAACAAAAAGAAGCUGAAAAAAUCGCUUUAAUGAAAAAAAAGCCUCCAAAAACAGAAGAACUGCAUAUAGGGAAAGUAAAAGAAGUAAAACUAGGGAACAUCGAAAUGGGAAAACAGCUGCCACAUUGCUCAAAAUGGAUAAGCAGCCAGUUACAGAUACUAAAAGACAAAGGCUGGAAAGAUCCACAUACAAGCGAGUCUUUAUGGAACAAAAUUUACCCUCAAAAAGAAGGAAUCCCUAUCUACAACCCCUCAGGAAGAUAUUGGGUAAAAUUAAUGCUGCUUGGAGUUCCUAGACUUGUAGAAAUUGACUGCAGGGUCCCUACAAAUUUAGAAGGGCUUUGCUUAUUGCCAAGAUCCAGUACUUUUAGAGACUUGUGGCCGAUUAUUCUGACGAAGGCGUAUUUCAAACUUUAUUCUUUUAGGUGGAGAAAUAUCAGUAAAUUUGUAUCAGUCCCUGACGAUGAAAUUGAUGGGUCGUUUAUUUAUUCAUUAACUGGGAUGCUGCCUCAAAAAAUGACGAUAAACCAAAUAAAUCAAGACGAAUGGAGACUAAUACAGAACUGACUGAGAGAUGAUGCUUGGGAUCAAGGCAGAGUUCUAGUCUCAGUCCACUGCAGUACUGAAAAGACCCCGUCUAUUCCUUCUAUGAGCUAUAUCGAAGAAGAUAAAGACGAGUAUAGGUCUAAAGACACUUUUACAGAAAUGGUUCCUGUCCCAGAAAUUGAAAUAGAAAAUAUUCCUGAAAAAAAUGUAAGUGCUGAAGAAAGCCAAAUAAGGACUCCUACACAGAGAAAUUUAGGUGGGCUACAAGUGACCACGACGGAAGGCAGGAAAUAUUCGUUAAACCAGAAUCCGAAUAGGCCUGUACAUGUAUUAAAUGGGUUUGGGUAUUUGCUAUAUGAAGCUUUUUCGAAUCCGGAAGAGUUUGAUAUGAAAAAGGUACUGAGAAAAGAAAAAGUCAGGAUUCAGGAAGAAGCAAAAACGGCGCUAUUGAGGGCUAAAGCUACGUCCCCAGCGAGGAAAUUAAAGAGACACCAAAGUCCAGCAAGGCUUAGGGAGUACCAGAAAAGAAAAGCGAGAAGAGAAAAAGAAAAAGAAGAAAAAAGGCAAAAACUGUUGGAGGUAAAAUUAUGCCAAGUUUAUAUACAAAUUUUUAAUGAUUUUCAGCUUAUUUUGAAGAGCUAUUAGCAGAUUUUGACUUAAAAUAGGCAAUUAGUAUAAUAUUAAUAUUUAUAAACUAGUAAAAAUGCUAUAAAUUUUUAAGAAUUAAAACAGCAGUCACAAACAUCCCUGUUUUAACUGUCGAUUGUGGCUUUUCUCCCCAAGAAAUUGACGAAGCAAAGCUAAGGCUCCUAAAUCAGCAAUUUUUCCAAGACAAAGAAGUGGCUGCCUUUGAAAGACUAAUGGAAGAAGAAGACCGCGAACUUUUCGACCCUAAGGACUCCGGCAUUGAAGAAUCCAACCAAGAAGAAUCCAUCAUAAACUACGACCAAUUAGUCCAACCCCCUCAACGAGCCCAAGGCGGGGUCUGAAUUUCCUCAGACGAUUUUCCUUUUGCCUUUACCGAGUUUAUUAUCUACCACCACAUAAGUUUUUACCCUCACAAUAUGAUCCUUGAUGACUUGUGGAAAGACCAAAGCGUCCCUUUUACCCAUAACCAAGAUUUUGACGUAUGAAUUAUUGACGCUAAAUCUGACGCGACCUUUUUGGUAGCUUUUUCUCCAUUGUUGCCUAACGACUUGAAAUUUCAGCCUUCUUCGAUCAGUUUGAUGAUACAAAGGUAUGAUUUUGAGAAUGAGGUAAAUAUCCCAUGAGAUGACGAGGCCAAGCUGACGAGCACUUCUAUAUUAGCAAAUCAAUAUAAUGUCAGUGAAGGAUUAUAUGUCCUAAAGCCUUCUAUUAUGUGUGCGCCAUGCGGGUCAAUUACGUGGAUUUCUUCAACUGUCCCUGUCGAGACUAUGUCUCGUAUGAAAUAUUUAAGCGAAAAACAAGGGUGGAGCAUCAGUUCUUUGAACUUUGACUACUCAGCGAUAGCGAAAAAAGCAUUUUAUAUCCCAAUGAAAGUAGAAAUUACCUCAACUGACCCUUUGCCUGUGUUUAUAAAAUUGUCGUCUUCAGAUCCAAAUCUUUUAUCAUCAGCUCAGCUACUAUUAAUAAAUAGAGAUAAAGAUCCAUUGGAGCAGAAAUACUCAUAUUUAGACAUAGCGACCUUAGAAUCUCAAAGAAUUUCUUUUUCGCCCAACGAAAAAGGCUAUAGGCUUUUACUGCUGAUUAUUUCUUCUACUUCUCUCCUAGAUGGCCAAGUAAGCCUUAACAUUUUGACGAAAACUCCUGAACAAAUUAAAGCAACCCCAGGAGAUAUGAUGGAUCCUGCAGAGUUUUCUGACCGUUACUUGCCUAAUAAAUAUGGGAUUAUCUUCAAAGAGCACUUUUUUAUCCCCGAAGAAGUCCAUUUUUCGCUUCAUCUUCGCUUAAGAAAAGGAGGGCUGCCAAUCCCAGGGUCCAAAACAAAAGAGCUUGCCCCAGAAGAGCCAUUGCUGGCCUCAAGACUUAUAAAGCUUAGCCUUUAUGAAGGCGACACCAUUAUUUGUAGCUCAGAAGGGUACAAUCAAGCAUAUUUUACCCAUAUAAAUUUGCGAAAUAAUGGAAGAGAAUUUUUACUUGUAUGUAUGCACUUUUUAUCAAUAAGAAAAUUUUUCCUGUUUUCUAUAAAAUAUUUUUAGGCUAAGCCAAAAAAGCAUAAAUUUGACAUCACAGAAAUCCCUGAAAUAAUGAAUCCUAGUGAAGAAACCCAAGACAUGAACUGGAUCAUGAGAAUUAUUUCAAGCGAGUCAAUUGCUAUUGCAAAAGAUACAAGAAAAGAAGACAGAGAAGAAGCAAUAAGAAAGUCAUGGGAAACUUCUCAGCCUGGAAGACAAGAAUUAGCCAAAACCAGCAGAGGAAGAUAUUUAGCACAGAUGAAAAAAAAUAAUGGAGAAGCAUUAUAUAGUUUUUAGCUGAAUUAAGAUUUUUUUAAAAAAAUGUGGUAAUUUAUAGGGGAAAAGGAUAAAUGACCAAGAAAAUGAGCUGUUAAAAGACUCAUGGGCUGACAGACGAAAACAGAAAAAAGAACAAGAAGUAGCAGGAAAGCCGAAACCGAAAGGAAAAGACGCAAAAAAUGUAAAAGAGGUAGAAAAGCCUCAGGUCGUUGAGUUUGAAAUCCCAAAGGCAGAGGACCAUGUCAUGCAUUCAGUCCAGAAAUUUUUAAAUCAUGCACACUCUGAUAGGCUAAAAACUAUUAAACAAGUGAAUUUAGACCGACAGUUAUUUACUUAUGAAUUUAUAGAAGAAUCAAAAGUCCUUCUCAAGCAAGACAUCCAAAACUUCGCCCAAAUCCAAGAGCAGCGCAAAGCUCUACGUCAGCAGUAUAAGCAAGAAUUCGACGCCAAAAAAGAAUUCUACAAAGCCCAAAUGCUGAAAAGAAAAGAACAAAUGGACAGCAACUUGCAGGUCUACAAAGAAUCAAGAGGAAACUACCAAAACAGAUGUGAUAAAAGAAAAGAAAUUUUGACCAAGCUCCAAACAGCCCUCCAAGCUAAUGAUCUAGCCACGCUUGAACAAGCUAUUAAUGAUCCUUUCGCUUUGGCUUGUGACCCAGUUCUGCUUAACCAAUGCUUAAAAGUCUUAAGCAAGACUAAAAAAUAA
Molecule: messenger RNA, 4294 nt
Organism: Blepharisma stoltei
Lineage: Eukaryota; Ciliophora; Heterotrichea; Heterotrichida; Blepharismidae
Source: the annotation of a GenBank genome assembly